Amoebophrya sp. A25 is the source of this 663-nucleotide messenger RNA. The record is from the annotation of a GenBank genome assembly. Lineage: Eukaryota; Dinophyceae; Syndiniales; Amoebophryaceae.
AGGAGGAGGGAGCGACGACGUGGACUUGUCUCUCUGGCAAAGGUGCAUCAACUCAUUGGGUAACUACGCCGAAAGCGAGCACUCGUGUGCUUCGUUGGACUAGACAGAAGUUUUGGGACACCAUCAUGACUUUCAAAGUUUUUGUUGAGGAGCGUGCAUAUUUGUUUCUAGACAGACUCCCUGUCCCUACUACUGCUUUGCUAUACGCAGAGAAAUUGUAUAUGUGCAGGCCUCUCCGGCAACCGAUUCUUUGUUUUUCUUAUAUAAUUCAUAUCAGAGAGGUGGCCUGAAUUUUAUUAACAACGUCAUAAUCAUGAAUAUGCAAAUACGACACGCUGAUCCGCAUAUAGAGUGAGAUCGUAGAUAUAUCUUCGCUUGCUAAAACUAAUAUCUUUUAACGUCAAAAAGGACACACACGGGUAGAUGCAGAAGAAAAAUCUUCUUAAAGGUAAAGAAUGUGGCAUACACAUAGGAUUGCUCUUUGAUAACAAGAGAUUGACGGUGGAAGGCAGCCACAGCAAGAACAGCAGUAGUCUACCUUUGAAUUUACAGCACAACAACAUGGCAACCAAUGGGAUGAGUUGUACCGAUUUCGAACUUUAUUCUUCUGCGAAAGAAUUUUGUAAUACUGACUUCGAUUAUUUCAUUUGGAUCAUCAGUUAG